Molecule: messenger RNA, 1128 nt
Organism: Phoenix dactylifera (date palm)
Lineage: Eukaryota; Viridiplantae; Streptophyta; Magnoliopsida; Arecales; Arecaceae
Source: RefSeq, a predicted model, not a curated record
AUGGUAUGUUCAACCUCCUUCUUAGGAGCUCAAAGCAUUGGCAUAAACUACGGCUUGUUAGGAGACAACCUCCCCCCACCGAACCAAGUGGUUGGUCUCUUAAACUCCCAGAACAUCAAGUUGGUCCGCCUCUUUGACCCCAACCCUACCGUCCUUGCUGCCCUCCACAACUCCGGCAUUGCGGUCGUACUCGGCACCCUCAACAACGACCUCCAGACACUUGCCAAUGACCCAGCCUUCGCAAACACUUGGGUCCAAAACAACGUAAUUCCGCACGUCCAGGCCGGCACCAGUUUCCGCUACAUUACCGCUGGCAAUGAGGUCAUCCCUGGCGACCUUGCUAGUUACGUCCUCCAUGCCAUGCAAAACCUCGACGCCGCACUCACCGCUGCCAACCUCAACAUCCCGGUCUCCACCGCCAUCGCUACCAGUGUCCUCAGCAUAUCAUACCCACCUUCCCAAGGUACAUUCUCUGAUGCAUCGUCCGCUGUAAUGACCAGCAUUUUAGGAUUCUUGGCAUCGAAGAAAACACCACUCCUUGUCAACGUGUACCCAUACUUUGCGUAUGCAAGCCAGCCGGAGAAUGUGCGGCUCGACUACGCGCUCUUCACGGCACCUAGCACGGUGGUCGUCGAUGGUGCGUUGGGCUACACUAACCUUUUCGAUGCGGUGGUUGAUGCCAUGUACUCUGCAUUGGAGAAGGCCGGUCAUCCGGAUGUCAACGUUGUGGUGUCGGAGACUGGGUGGCCAUCUGCUGGUGAUGCAACCGGAGCGACGAUGGAGAAUGCUAUGACAUAUAAUAACAAUGUGGUAGCGCAUGUGACCAGCAACACGGGGACACCUAAAAGGCCUGGGAAUGUGAUAGAGACAUAUAUUUUUGCUAUGUUUAAUGAGGACUUGAAGCCUGUUGGAGUCGAGCAAAACUUUGGGUUGUAUUACCCGAAUAUGACUAAAGUAUACCAAGUCAACUGCUGCGAACACCAAACUGAAUGUUUUGCGGAGUUACGGUCGUCGCAAGAGGACGGUCCAGCCACUUUCGCUGUGGCUGCAUUGAUUUAUCAGCCCCACAUGCCAUUUCUACCAUCUGGCAAUAUUGAUGGCCUUCGGUGCAAAAAACCAAAACUUUGA